AUGAUCAUCGCGACCCGCCAAUGCGGGUGUCCCCCGAAAAAGGAGGCUCCGCCAUGUUCACCCUGCUGCACUUUCGGCGAGAAAGUGCCAAUCGAGCUGCCAAAAGUUCGCUGUCACCUUCCAAAAUCACUAAAAUCCAUUCUCUCCCGUCCAAAGUAUCGAGAACCCAGCUGUUGCCCCACGAAACCCUCCAAAACGGCGGAACACACCAGAACCAGCAAGAUCCACUCAGAGAUAGUUGAAAGAGGACUGCCUUACAAAGAGAUAGAAGCCAUCAUCAACGACAAUAAACUGGUGAUAAGAACCCAGAAGGAGCCUCCCAAGCAAGAGUUCGAUCCUCCCUGCGACUGCGUCGAAGAUCCGCGACCGAAGAUCAGCGAGGACGACGUAAAGUCGGAAGAAACGUCCGAAAAUCGCACGUUCACGUUGUUCCCUAGGAAGGACGGCACGGAUGACAACGAACAAACGAACGAUAAUGAGGGAAGCAAGGAUUCUGAGCCUCUGUCGAGGCCUGUCGAGGACAAUCCGAAUAUAUUCAAGCUGAAAAUAUCGAAGAGGUCGAAGAACGGGCAGAACAUUGAUCUAGAAUUCCGAACGCCGCGGCCUUGGUCCAGACAGAUGAGGCUGGAGCACGAGAGACGAGUGUGUAGAAUGAUGAAAUGCGAUGAACCGAAAGAGGAGAAGGUCGAUGACGGUAGAAUUGAACAGAAGAGGAAGAAAAGAAGGAGCAAGAGGAAGAGGAAGAGAUUGAGGAGCGAAGAGAUCACUGGCAGACCGCCUUGUGGAAAGAGGAAGAGGGAUUCGGUGCACUGCUGA
Nomia melanderi (Alkali bee) is the source of this 816-nucleotide messenger RNA. RefSeq lists its product as uncharacterized. The record is from RefSeq and is a predicted model, not a curated record. NCBI's taxonomy places the organism in Eukaryota, Metazoa, Arthropoda, Insecta, Hymenoptera, Halictidae.